Naegleria gruberi is the source of this 1142-nucleotide messenger RNA. Its product is annotated as Sir2 NAD-dependent protein deacetylase. The record is from RefSeq and is a predicted model, not a curated record. The transcript has a single exon. Lineage: Eukaryota; Heterolobosea; Eutetramitea; Acrasida; Naegleriidae. The coding region runs from base 1 to 1071 and encodes 356 amino acids.
AUGCAAACACAUAAAGAAGAACAAGUAGCAUCAUCGGAAUUGGAUGAAAUUUCAUCAUCAUUGGAAAAUGUCUAUGAAAAAGCAGCCCAAUUAAUUUAUAAUUCCAAAUAUUUAUUAAUUACAUGUGGAGCAGGAUUUAGUAAAGAUUCAGGACUUGCAGUCUAUAAAGAUAUUGCUUCUAAUCCAAUUUAUCAAGAAAAGAAUUUAACUUAUCAUGAUUUAGCAAGACCUGUUUCUACAUUUGAAACUGAACAAGAAUUAUUAGAUUAUUAUGGAUUUUGGGUUAAUUGUGCACAAAGUUAUUUAAAUACUCCUUCUCAUUCUGGAUAUCAAAUUUUAAAAGAUUGGAAACAAUUAUUAUAUUCUAAAAAGGAAAUUCAAAAGGAAUUUAAUGAAAAACAAAUUGAAAUACUUUCAGCAAGUCAAUGGUGGAAGGAAAAUUGUAAAAUUGCAUCAAAUAUGUUUAUUUAUUCAUCAAAUGUUGAUAAUCAUUUUAGUAGAUAUUUUGAAAAGGAAGAAAUUUAUAAUAUUCAUGGACAUGCUUUAAAUUGGCAAUGUGGAAAUCAUUGUAAUGAAGAUUGUGUUUGGAAUUUUACAAAACAAUUACAAAAUAUUAUAAUUAAUCAAGAAACAUUACAAAUUGAUAAUGAAAAAUUGAAAGAAUUAAAAUGUGAAAAAUGUCAACAUGCAUCAAUGCCAAAUGUAUUAAUGUUUGGUGAUUUGGGUCAAUAUAUUAGAAAUACAGAAGAAGAAGAUCGUUAUAUUGCAUGGGAAUGUUCAGUUGAAACUUUUUCAAAAGAAUCUUCAACUAAAUUUCCAUUUAUUAUAUUAGAAUUAGGAUGUGGAUUAACAGUUCCAUCUGUUAGACGUGAAAAUGAAUGUGUUUUAUUAGAUUGUGAUGAAUCCUAUCUCAUUAGAGUUAAUUUAGGUCAAGAAGAAUUAGAUACAAUUCAUAACGUUGACUUGAUUCCAAUGAAAAAUGAUAGAAUUUUAAAUAUUAAGAAUGGUUGUCAAGAUGCUCUUCAUCGUAUUCAUCAACAUUUAUUGAAAAUUAUUGAAAAUAACAAGUAAAAUAGAUCUUUUAUAUGGAAGUAAAUGAUUACUUUCAAGUCAAAGUUGUUCUAUAAAUUUGUAAAUUUUUG